AUGACGUUCUCUCCAUCUGCUUCUGGAUCGAAAAUCAAAAGAGGUCUAGGAGCUAUCAUUGAUUCUAUACCUACUCAAGCUGAUCGAAUUCCAGAUUCAUGCUCAGAAGGGUCAGAUGAAGGUGAAGAUCAUGGAAAUGAUGUCGACGACGAAGAAGACGUCGGUGUCAUCCCUACUCCUCAGCCUAUUCCUCUCACUCCGCAAGCCCAACAGUCAAGGAUAUCCAGUAAAGGAAAAGGAAGAGAGGUAGAUUCUCCUAGAGUAGACGUGAGCAUAGGUAGAGGUGGAAGAAACGUCUAUCAGGUUGUGACACCUAGUAAAUACGCUGAAUACUUCGCUGUUCAAUGGAGAAAACCGCAACAAAAGAAGCAUAGUGAGUCGAUUGUGUUUCUUGAUAAUUAG
Molecule: messenger RNA, 402 nt
Organism: Kwoniella shivajii
Lineage: Eukaryota; Fungi; Basidiomycota; Tremellomycetes; Tremellales; Cryptococcaceae
Exons: 3
Coding region: 1-402 (133 amino acids)
Source: RefSeq, a predicted model, not a curated record